Molecule: messenger RNA, 4232 nt
Organism: Magallana angulata
Lineage: Eukaryota; Metazoa; Mollusca; Bivalvia; Ostreida; Ostreidae
Product: intraflagellar transport protein 122 homolog
Exons: 30
Coding region: 85-3702 (1205 amino acids)
Biological process (GO): protein localization to cilium; intraciliary retrograde transport; non-motile cilium assembly
Cellular component (GO): intraciliary transport particle A; non-motile cilium
Molecular function (GO): protein binding
Source: RefSeq, a predicted model, not a curated record
AUGCGCAGUGUAGUGAAUUCCAAAGAGGUACUCUUGCAGUGAGAUUCUAUUGCAAGGCAGUUUUUUAUGCGAUAUUUGUGAGCGAUGCGUGCUGUACCGAUCUGGGUGGACAAAGUACAUGACAGAGAUAAAAUCGACCAAUGCAUUUGGGGUCUGUGCUUUAGACCUGAUGGCAGUCAGCUAAUAGUAGCAGCAGGAAACCGGGUGUUAGUGUAUGACACAAACGACGGAUCCCUGAUUCAACCUCUGAAAGGCCACAAGGACACAGUUUACUGUGUAUGUUAUGCCAAGGAUGGCAAGAGAUUUGCUUCUGGCUCCGCAGACAAAAGUGUCAUCAUAUGGACAAGCAAAUUGGAAGGGAUUUUGAAAUACACACACAAUGAUGCUAUCCAGUGCCUAGCCUAUAACCCAGUGACCCAUCAGCUGGCAAGCUGUGCAGUCAGUGACUUUGGACUCUGGUCUCCGGAGCAGAAAAAUGUGUCCAAACACAAGGUCAACAGCAGAAUCACCUGUUGUAGCUGGACCAAUGACGGACAGUACCUGGCCCUGGGGUUGUAUAACGGGCUGGUCAGCAUCAGGAAUAAGGCAAGAGAAGAGAAAGUGAAAAUAGAGCGACCUAACGCUGCCACCUCGCCUGUCUGGUCCCUGCAGUGGAACCCGUCCAGAAUUGAUAACAAAGGUUUGGUAAAGAUAAAGAUAGAAGAGUCAUAUGAUGUUUUAGCAGUAGCUGAUUGGGGUCAAAGGUUGUCAUUUUAUCAGCUGUCAGGGAAACAGAUUGGAAAAGACAGGUCCCUGGGCUAUGACCCGAACUACGUUGGCUGGUUCUCCAAGGGGGAGUAUGUAGUGGUGGGCGGGUCCAACAAGCAGUGCUGUCUACACACCAAGGAGGGAGUCAAACUGGGGGUCAUCGGGGACCAGACCUCCUGGACAUGGUCCGCUGCCGUCCGACCCGACUCCAACUACGUGGCGGUGGGGUGUCAGGACGGGACGAUCGCGUACUAUCAGCUGAUCUUCAGUACUGUCCACGGUCUGUACAAGGACAGGUACGCCUACAGAGACAACAUGACCGACGUCAUUAUCCAGCAUCUGAUCACGGACCAGAAAGUGAGGAUUAAAUGCAGAGAUUUGGUGAAGAAGAUUGCCAUAUAUAGGCACAGACUGGCUGUCCAGCUGCCUGAUAAGAUAGUGAUUUACGAGCUCUACUCUGACGAUGCUGCCGACAUGCACUACAAAGUCAAGGAGAAGAUAAACAAGAAGUUUGACUGUAAUCUGCUGGUGGUCUGCUCCAUGAACAUCAUUCUCUGUCAUGAUAAACGACUGCAGUGCUACUCCUUCCAAGGGAUCAAAGAGAAGGAAUGGGUGAUGGAGUCUCUCAUUCGGUACAUAAAGGUCAUAGGUGGCCCCUCGGGGAGGGAGGGGCUUCUAGUGGGCCUAAAGAAUGGGCAGAUUAUGAAGAUAUUCGUGGACAACGCGUUUCCCAUCAUGCUGCUGAAGCAGAGUACGUCAGUGAGAUGUCUGGAUGUCAGCGCCUCGCGGACCAAGCUGGCCGUGGUGGAUGAACACAACACCUGUCUGGUGUACGACAUCAACACUAAGGACCUGUUAUUCCAGGAGCCCAAUGCUAAUAGUGUGGCCUGGAACACACACUAUGAGGACAUGCUCUGUUUCUCUGGUAACGGUCUACUAAACAUCAAGGCCAGCAACUUCCCUGUCCAUCAGCAGAAAUUACAGGGCUUUGUCGUGGGAUUCAGUGGGUCCAAAAUUUUCUGUCUCCACAUCUACUCCAUGUCCUCUGUGGACGUCCCUCAGUCGGCCUCCAUGUACCAGUACCUGGAAAAGAAACUCUUCAGGGAUGCCUACAAGGUGGCAUGUCUGGGGGUCACAGACGGGGACUGGGAGGUACUGGCUCAUGAGGCCCUGGAGGGGUUAGACUUCGACACGGCCAAGAAAGCAUUCAUCAGGAUCAAAGACCUCCGCUAUCUGGAGCUUAUACACUCCAUAGAGGAAAGAAAGAAGCGGGGAGAAAAUGACAACAUGGUGUUCCUGGGAGACAUUUACAGCUACCAGACCAAAUUCAAUGAGGCCGCCAAACUGUACAAGAAGUCAGGGACCGAGCAGAAAGCCAUGAACAUGUACACAGAUCUCAGGAUGUUUGACCAGGCCAAGGAAUACAUUGGAUCUGGUGACCCUCUGGACAAGAAGAUGCUGAUCACCAAGCAGGCUGACUGGGCCAAGAGCAGCAAUGAGCCUAAGGCUGCCGCCGAAAUGUACAUCUCCGCUGGAGAGUUCUGUAAAGCUAUUGACAUCAUCGGGGAGCAUGGCUGGGCAGACAUGAUGAUAGACCUGGCCCGUAAGUUGGACAAAGCUGACCGCGAGGCACUGAGUCGAGCCGCCAUGCACCUGACAAAGAUGGAGCAGUACCCGUUUGCUGCCGAGGUUUACAGUAAGAUGGGAGACAUCCGAGCUCUCAUCAACCUACAUGUAGAAGCCAAGCACUGGGAAGACGCCUUCACAUUAGCAGAGAAGCAUACAGAAUACAAGGAGGAAGUGUACGUCCCCUACGCUCAGUGGCUGGCCGAGAACGACAAGUUUGAUGACGCCCAAGAAGCAUUCCAUAAGGCUGGACUCCAGGGGGAGGCUGUGAAGGUGUUGGAACAGCUGACUCACAAUGCUGUGAUAGAGAGUCGGUUCAAUGACGCCGGUUAUUACUUCUGGAAACUGUCCAUGCAGUGUCUGGAUAUAGCAAGAGCAGAAGAUGAUGAGGAGGAUUUAGAGAAGCGAGAAGAAAUGCUGGCAAAGUUCCAAGAUUUCCAGAGAAAGUCGGACAUGUAUUAUGCAUAUCAUUCCAUUCAGCGAUACACAGAUGAGCCGUUCACCUCACACUUACCGGAGGCCCUGUUCAACAUCUCCCGCUAUCUCCUUCACAUGAUCCAGGGAGGGAUUCCUCAUGGAAUCUCCAAAGUAGGCACUUUGUAUGCCCUCGCCAAGCAGAGUAAGAACCUGGGGGCCUUUAAGCUGGCGCGGUAUGCCUACGAGAAGUUACAGUCCCUCAGGAUCCCCAGCCGGUUCCAGGAGGCGGUGGAUGUAGGGAGUGUGAUGAUCCGAUCCAAGGCAUUCCAGGACCAUGAUGAACUCCUUCCCAUGUGUUAUCGUUGUUCCACCACCAACCCUCUCCUUAACAAUGGAGGAAACUGCUGUGUUAACUGUCGACAGCCAUUCGUCCACUCCUUCGUCUCAUUCGAGGUGCUGCCGCUGGUGGAGUUUGUCCUGGACAGCAGUCUGACGGACGAGGAGGCGGUGCAGAUCCUGGACCUGUCCAUCCCCAAGGAGAAGAAGGAGGACCGCCACUGGAAGGAGGGCCGCAUCGGACAAGCUCAGACCCUGAGGCUGGGUCAACCAGAGGAGGAGGAGCCUGAGGAUGAGGACCCCUUCUCUGCCAAACCGAUGACUUUUGAUCAGGAGGACACAGAAUUCCGCCCCGUGGUUGUCACACGGUCCGUCCUCCAGACUUUAUCUAGGUCAGAAGUCUACAUACUCAAGUGGCCCAAACCUCUCAGAUAUCAGUUCUUCAGGUCCCUACUGCCAGAUGUCACCAUAACACAAUGUCCCAAAUGUAAUAAGCUGUUUCACACAGAUGACUUUGAGCUACAAUAUCUACAAAAAGGACACUGCCCGUUCUGUAGGAGCAAUCUAGAGGACUGAUGAGAGACCCUUCACUAAGGACUUGACACAUCACCUACUUGUAUCCAGAGGUUGUGAAAAAGAAGUCGUUAACUCCUCCCCUCCCACCCUCAUUUUCUGUGUGAAAUAAAAUCAUGAAUUUUACUACAAUAGGGGAAAGAACUCUGCUGUUACUGCGUAGAUCUACAAUGCAUCAACUGUGAUGCAUUAAUUCGUUGUUUUUUUUAUCUGAAUGCUGUGUUCAGAUUUAAGGCUAGCACUGAUAAACCGUCCAAUUUCCUCAGACACACUUUUAUAUAUUUUCUGUAAAUUUAUUUUAAACCCAGAUCUGAUUCAAUGAAGCAGUGUACACAUAUGUACAUUAGUUGAUAAGAAAGAUUUUGAAAUUUUGUGUGUAUAUAAUGUAAAUGUAGUUCAUUGUACAAAGAAGCUUUGUAACUUAUUUCUUUUUUUUUACUGUUUUAUGGUGAACAAUUCAUGUAACUAAGGUAAUGUUGAUGAUAAUGACACUGAAAGGAAAGCUAUGAAAAAUUAAAUUUUGAAUAUUGAGA